Molecule: messenger RNA, 4651 nt
Organism: Cyprinodon tularosa
Lineage: Eukaryota; Metazoa; Chordata; Actinopteri; Cyprinodontiformes; Cyprinodontidae
Gene: btbd8
Product: BTB domain containing 8
Exons: 18
Coding region: 1-4254 (1417 amino acids)
Molecular function (GO): protein binding
Source: RefSeq, a predicted model, not a curated record
AUGAGCGGGCAGAGCGGAGUGCUGACGGAGUAUGUGGGAUCUGGGGGAAAAACAUUUGUUCUGUGUUUCUCUAGGCUGCUGCAGGAGGAACUGGAGGCAGAUGUUUCCCUCUAUGCGGGUUCAGGAUCGGUCCGAGCUCACAGGGCCGUGCUGCUGGCCAGAGCUCCGCAUAUCCUCCAAGGACAGACCAAUAAAGAUCCAAUUAUCAUCCAUCUACCAGGUUACGAUCUGCCUGCUCUGAAGGAUUUCCUCAGGCAGGUGUACACAGCAGAGCAGAGCAUGCGGACGGCUGAACCUGAAGCGGAUUCCCCUCCUUACUGUCCCACUGACUCAGCGGCUGCGCUUCUGGAACCGGCCUCAGAUGUCGGCGCCGACCUGCUGCAUCUCUACCGAAGCAGAGAACAGUGUGACAUCACCAUCCAGGUGGCUGAGCAGAUCUUCUCCUGCCACAGGGCGAUCCUGUGCGCUCGAUCCCAGUACUUCCGCGCUAUGCUCAGUGGGAGCUGGAUGGAGAGCUCCAGACAGUGCAUCACUCUGCACGGCUUGGGACCAGAUGAGAUGGAGAUCUUGCUUCAGUUUAUGUACGGAGCUAUUAUGGAUUUGCCCAGAGGAGCCAAUGCCAGUCAGGUGGUUUUGGCUGCAGACAUGCUGGGUUUGGAGGGGCUCAAAGACUUGGUGGAGAUGAUUCUGACCAGAGACUACUGCCGCUUCUUCCCCAAGCAGCCAGUUGACGGAGUUCAGAGAACAAUUCUUGAGUGCCUGUCCCUCACACACGCCUUAGGUCUCCAAAACCUUCACAUGCUCUGUAAAAGGUGGGUAGCGGAGCAUUUUGUGAAAGCCUGGUGUGAGAGGAACUUCUCCCUCCUGUCCCCCGAGCUCCAGCGCACCUGCAUAGCCGCCGUAACAGAAACCAUGACUGUGCGGAACGCUGUGACGUUGCUGUGCGGCAUCGAGCAGCUGAUCGGCAGCCUCCCAGAGGUGAAGUGGGCUCAGCAUGUGAGGUGCAUGGCCAUAGAACUUCAGGAAGAGAGCCUGCGCUUCAUCGUCCAGCACCUCCCCAGGGUCAUCCACACUCAGGCCUUCCAGGACCUCCGCAGGAGGGAGGAGUUUACUAGAGAGCCGACGCUGUUGAAGAAGCUCUGCUUGGCUGUGAGAGAGGGUGUGACUGUGGAUAACUGCUGUGAUCUUUUCACUGCUGUCCACUCUCUUUGUGAAGAUAACUUUGAGGGGGAUUUUCACCAGGGAUAUCAAAAGCACGAGGAGCCGUUCAGGCAGGAGAUCUGCACGCUACGCGGACGCCUCUGGACCUUCCUGCUUCAAACCUCUUAUGCGGUUCGCCACACGCAGGGAUGGGAGGCACUGUCACCCAAACACAAAGAGAGGAUACUAGCAGAAGCUAUUGAUAAAGGAGACAAUCGGAGGCUUGGUAAAAAGCCAGUAUUCACCAGCUCACAGUCAAAGGCUGUAAAAUGCCCCACAACUCAGCCUGAGGGUUCUCCGGUUCACAGGACAAACAGCGCAGCAUCAGCCAUGAAAUCCGAUGGUCUGAGUGCAGCUAACAAACCAGGAGAAAGCCAGAACUCCAAAGCCAAGAACGGAAAGAAACCCGGAGACAGGAGCGUGGCAACAAAAGCAAAGGCGACAUCAGCCGGCAGACCGGUCGUCAACGGCAACGCAGCUGCUGGGGCAAAGCGAGAGGUGGCCUCUGCAAAUGGCCCCAGAAGCUCCUAUGGGUCAAAAGAGCAGGAAAAGAAGCCAAACCCAGGUGCUAGGCCUAAAACUGCUCCACUUAGCUGCACAGGAGUAACAAAGGCACAGAGGAGCUCUGCAGGGAAGACUGACCGGUCUGCCCAGGCACAUCCCACAUCUGCCACUACCUCGCCAGAAAACUGUGCCAGCAAUGUGCAGGACGACAGCCACUCCAUCCCAGGUGCAAAGCCCAAACAGGCCAAAGCAGUCAGCAGGUCCCCACUGACCAAACCUCCUCAGAGAUCUGAGACAGCCAAGACCAGCAGCCCAAUCAAUAAAUUAAGCUCAAAAGAUGCACCUAAAACAAAGAGGGGUCCAGCAGAAAAGUCUGCUGCAGCAGCAAAACCAGACACCAAGGGACGAGGCGCAUCGGACGUAUCUAAGCCUGGAAGCCUGACAAAAAAACAAGCCUCCCCCAGGAAAGAAGAGGCGCUCAGAACUACAGGCGCCAAUAAAACCACCGGUGAUGCUAAAAAGAAGAAACCGAUUUCGGCGAACGGCGUCUCGGCUAAAUCUCAGGCCAGAACAGCCAAAGUCUCCUCAGCUGCCAAGUCUGGAUCAAAGCUGAGAAGCUCCACUGAACCGUCGGCUGAAAAAGCUUCACCAAAAGCCUCCAGAACGUCAGAGCGUAAACUAACGGAAGCAGUGAACGGUAAAAAAUCCGGGCUGAGUCAACCUGCUGGCCGUAGAGGCGAUAGCUCGCAGAACGAGCUGCAGAAGACUGAAGCCGGUCUCCAGGACGAUGCCAGCGUCACACCGACGCCCAACAACGUCCACCACGUCCACUUUGCUGAAGUGGACGAUUGCGAGCAAAUGGAGAAAAGCAAAAUGAAGCCUUUUCUAGGCGGAGAAAUCGCUGCUAACAUAAACGGAGGAGAACACGACAUCAGGCCGCAGAGUUCCCCUAAAGAUGGCGAGCGCCUUGCCGGUACCCCGAGCAGCAUGGGGGGUACGGACACCCCCGUAGAGGACUCCUGGAGCGGAAUCCAUCAUCAGAUCAGCCCAGAGUCUGAGAGCACGCACACCACUUCCUCCGAUGACAUCAAGCCCCGCUCUGAGGACUACGACGCCGGAGGAUCGCAAGACGACGACUGCUCCAACGACAGAGGGGUGUCCAAGUGCGGCACCAUGCGCUGCCCCGACUUCCUGGGUCGCAGCAGUAGCGACACCAGCACCCCGGAGGAGCUGAAGAUGUAUGAAGGCGGGGCCGGGCUGAGGGUGGAGGUCCGUUUGCGCGGAAGAGAGACAGAGACCACCAGCGAGGAGGAGGGGCUUAGACAGCGUCCGCGCUCCUGGCUGCAAAGAGACGAGGUUCCAGAGGAGGAGAAGCGCGUUGAUGUCGGGAAUGAGAACGUUAGAAGCAUGCCGUGCUCAUCUGAUGAAGAGGAGGAUGAGGAUGAAGAGGAAACGGAAGAUGAGCAGUCAGAAGUUGAAGUGAUUCCAAGUGGCGGUCUACGGCCAGCGACGGAUCCGUCUCCGCACUUCCAGGGCAUUGUGAACCUGGCUUUCGAUGACGACUGUCCGGACCAGGACAACGAGCCGCCCGACUUCCAGGCUGGCGCCAACUUCCGCCACUCAGUGCUGCUCUCCGUGGACGAGUGUGAGGAGCUGGGCUCGGAGGAAGGAGGUGUCCAGACGCCGCCUCAGCAAAAGGACGAAGCUCUGACCCCCUGUGACGUUUUCGAGUGCGACUCCUCCGCACGCCCUGCGAGCGAGGCCAAGACCGCCCCGAAGCUAAACCGAGACGACGAAGACAAGCCUGUAUUCAUCACCGAGAUCCAGGAGCCGACCCAUGAAGAGAGCAAUCACAUCCUCCCGGAUAAACCUCUGGACUCAGACAGCAGAGAGCCGGCUCCUCAGGAGCGGCCAUGCCACCUGGACCUGCGCCACACCGAACACUACAACGGAGGGAUCAACAAGGGCGCGGCCAAUCCCUCAGAGAGCAAGAAAGCUGAUUUACAUCUAGACUUAAAUGAACCUCAGCUGACAGGGGGCGCUGCUGUGCAAGCUGCACAAUCUCCAGCAGGGGACAAUGGUCUUGACAGACUGGAUCAAAGCUGCAAACAUGACCAGCGACCAUCCAAAGUCCUCUCUCCCAUUUAUGAGAUGGAUGUGGGAGAAGCGUUUGAGCGCUGCUCGGAUAAAGACAGGGAUGUUAAACGUCAAACGGACGAGGAGAAAGGCGGCGACUUUGCCGAGCGGGACUGGGGGUUACUCAGGCAGCUCCUGUCGGAGCACGAGUCCAACCUGGGCGUUAUAAACCCGGUGCCCGAGGAGCUCAACCUGGCUCAGUACCUCAUCAAGCAGACUUUGUCCUUGUCACGGGACUCCCUGGAUACGCAGGCUUUUCUGUCGCCAGAGAAGGAGAGUUUCAAACGGUGGGCGGAGCUUAUCUCCCCUUUGGAGGACUCCUCCACCAGCAUCACGGUGACCAGCUUCUCUCCAGAAGAUGCUGCUUCCCCACAGGGAGAGUGGACCAUCGUGGAGCUGGAGACGCAUCACUGACACACUGGACAGCCAGCUGACCCCCCCUCCCCCUGCUGGUUUAAACUCACAUGUUUACUGUGUCUUUAUUUAUUUGAUUUGUGACGCCAUGUCCUGACAUCAUUUCCUGGACUCUCUGGACUUUACUGCACUUUCAUUCACAUUCCUUUAAAAGACUUUUUGCUGACACAAGCGGGCCGGUAUGCAUGCAGAUAUUUUUGUAUAUUGGACUAUUUAUUUGUCGCAUCUUUGGAAAAACUAAAAGACAAAGACUGAAGACAGAAAUAGUGUCUUUUAUUUAAGGCAUUUUCUUUCUUUAUAGUCUUAUAUGGUUUAUUGAUGUUUCUUAAAGAAAAAUACUAUUAGCCUUUUGGCUUCUGUUAAGUGUAAAAUAAAGGUUUGUGUUUCUGGAACAAAA